Molecule: messenger RNA, 9127 nt
Organism: Girardinichthys multiradiatus
Lineage: Eukaryota; Metazoa; Chordata; Actinopteri; Cyprinodontiformes; Goodeidae
Product: EH domain-binding protein 1-like protein 1
Exons: 30
Coding region: 400-8370 (2656 amino acids)
Molecular function (GO): protein binding
Source: RefSeq, a predicted model, not a curated record
GACUGAGUCAGGAGGAAGCAGACGACAACCCCGAGUUGAGUAAACUGUGCUGCCUCCAUGUGGAUUACAAGCAAAGGGGGGUGAAACAAGCUGUCAAUUGAAGCUGCUGCAGUCGUUUAGUUGAAUCAUUUUAAAGCCCGAGUGGAAAAUCGGGUUUCGUUUUGCUGCACAUGUCUGUUUUUUGUUUGUUCUCUUGUCUUAGUUUACAUCAGGUUAAAUCUUGUUUAGUGUGCGUGCGGUUCAAGGUAUUGCAAAUGAGCGCUAGUCGCAACUUGUGCGAGUUUCAUCAGCGGCAGAUGAAAAGGAGGCAAACCCUCUUCUAAAGAACACAAUCAGCGGAUAAAAGUUGGAUUAUUCUCCUCUUCCUGGGUGUAAACUCUAACUUUACCAACAGAGACGAUGACCUCGGUGUGGAAACGACUCCAGCGAGUUGGUAAAAAGGCUUCAAAGUUCCAGUUUAUCGCUUCUUAUCAGGAACUUGUGCUGGAGUGCACAAAGAAAUGGCAACCAGACAAGCUAAGAGUGGUGUGGACCAGGAGGAACAGGCGCAUGUGCUCCAAACUCCACAGUUGGCAGCCUGGGAUCAUGAACCCCUACAGGGGAAAGGUGGUGUGGCCUGUUCCAGAAAACAUCGAUAUCUCUGUUACACUGUUCAAGGAACCUAACACGGAUGAAUUUGAGGACAAAGAAUGGACGUUUGUUCUUGAGGGUGAGAACAAAGGUCACCGUAAGGUGCUAGCAUCUGCUGACAUUAACCUGAAACGCUUUGCCAGUCCCACACCAACCCAGACUGACCUGACUCUGAAGCUGAAGCCACUGUCGGUCAAAGUGGUAGAGGCUGAACUUAAACUAUCGCUGUCAUGUGUCUUUAUUCGAGAAGGAAAAGCUACUGAUGAAGACAUGCAGAGUCUUGCCAGCCUCAUGAGUGUCAAACCCACUGAUAUUGGCAACAUGGAUGACUUCAAUGAGAGUGAUGAAGAGGAGGACCGGAAAUCUGUCACUGCUACAGUUGUUCCACACACUCUAACCCGUCCAAACCGUCCAGCUCCGCCUCCACCUGACACUCGAACGUCCACUGGAGCCACUUUUCCAGCUUCAGCCUGUGGGCAUGAUGUUGAUCCUUCCACUUCCAAUCUACAUUCUCGCCCUCCUCUGCCGACUGCUCCGCGCCCCUCACCCCGCCGUUCCCGACAUCCAUUCUCAGCCACCCCUGUCCAGUCAGAGAUCCAACCUGCCCAUGGCCCCUCCCCUCAGCCGUCGCCCAGGUGUAAGCGUCCAAAAACAGCCAACCCUGUCCUUCCUGACGGUGCUGUGUGCGACUCUGUAAUUUGUCCUCCUGAAACCCCGGGCACAUCAAAUCCUCCAGUUCAUAGUGUAUCCUCUUUCUCUCCUCUUCUUGAAAAUUCAAAAACCUCCAAAUCUCCCUGUAAUAUGUUUCCAGCCUUUGCUGAGACCUCAAAUACACCCCCAGCUCUGUCCUCAGAGCUCCACAAACUUCCCCCUUCUUCAUCAGCAUCACCUAAAAUAGCAAUAACGUCCUCAUCCAUGUCACCUCCUACAACAUCUCUCAUUGUAUCGACUUCUGUGACCCAUAAGCCAAUCUCCGCAGUCUCCCAGCCUCCUUCUUCCGAAUUUAAAUCCCUCCAAAAUUCCUCUCUGCCCCAUGUGGAUCAAUCUGUUCAGCCUCCUAUCACAUGGUCACUCUCUCAGCCCCCUUCUCUGCCCAGAAUCUUCCAGGCAGCCCCAGCUCCAACUACACCACAGCAGCGCCCCCAGGAGGUUCAGAUUGCAGGUGAUUCUGCUUCAGGCUCUGGCCAUUCCCACGUUUUCAGACCCCAGGUGGUGAAAUCUAUCGCCCGCCCCACCUCUCCCUCUCCCUCUCCUUUAUCCACUGAUGCUUCUCCACUUUCAUCAUCAUCAUCUGUCCCCAAAUUUCCCCCCUCAGGCUCAGAGUCAGUCACUCAAGAGCUUUGGCCUCCAUCGAACAACGUUCCUGCUAUUGGAAACAUCACCCCCGUCCCUCUGCUGACUAGUCCUGAUCUUGAUGCUCUCUGUGACCCAGAGACCCCAGCUCAUUCUGCCGCUCUUCUUUCCUCCCUGACUUUUUUCUCCUCUUCUCUUACUUUUACUCGUCCUUCACCUCCUACUGCUCAAAUCCGCUCUAGUCAGACAGGCUCUUCAUUUCCUGUCCCUCGAGUGGAUAAAGAGACAACUAUAAGCCCAAUGAGCAAAGACAAAACGUCUCCUGCAAGUAUCCAGGCAGAAACAAACAGGAGAACACUGGAACAGUCAAAGCUGAUUAUCACAGAAAGCAAAGCUGGAAAGACCAGUCCCGCUCAGCCCUGCUCAGAGCUGAUCAUAGCCCCGCCACCUCCCUGGCCCUUUUCCUGCACCCCUCAGGAGUCCUCCACCAGUGUCAUUGCUGCAUUUAUCACACCUAAGCAGCUGGAUGUUGAGGAAAAAAAUGAAUUGAAAAAGCAAAUUAGUGAGAAUGUUUUGAGUGAAACGCUGUUCAAAACAGCAUCUGAACUUGACUAUGAAGACGUUGUUAAAAAAUCACUUAACCAAAGACAGAAAUCAGGGGGAUUGUUUCUGGAAGAAGACGACUCUAGGUGUGAUACUAUCAAAAGGUGUCCUACGGGUCUUGAAAAUAAAACAAAUGAAAAGCCAUCACUGACAGAACAGUUAGAGGGAGCAGCCUUGCAAAAGGAGCAAGAGAAACAGUCAGAAAUUCAAAAGAAAGAAGGGGAGAGGAGAAGGAAGGAGGAAGAACAAAAAGAGAUGCUCCUAAGGCAGAAGGAGGAGGAAAUGCAAAAAUAUGAGGAAGAGAGGAAAAGGCUGCUAGAAGAGGAAAAGAGGAGGCUCCUACAGGAGGAGGAGACUGCAAAGAAGGAGAGAGAGAAGAUGAAAUUAGAAGAGGCGAGACUCCUGAAGGACAAGAGAGACAAACAUGAGAAAAUGAUGGAGGAACAGGAGCAUAGGAAAAGAGAACAGGAGAAGAGGCUUCUCGAGUCAAAAGCAAAAAAGGAAAAUCUGAAGAGGGAGGUGGAGAAACAGCAAGAGAGAGAAAGAUUCAUGGAGAAGAUUAAAGAGGAGGAAAAACAGAUAGAGGAGCAAAGAAAGAAGAGGGAGGAGGUGAAAAUGAGACUCUCGGAGCAAGAAGAGAAGAGGAAGAUGGAAGAAAGACUUUUGAAGGAGGCAAAUGAGAGCGAACAACAGAAAAGGGAUGAGGAGAGAAAGAAAGAAGAAGCAGAGAAAAAGAGAUGUGAGGAGGAGGAAAGUAAGAUGAGGAAAGAGAAGGAGAGACUGAAAGAGACAGAGGACAAGAGAAAGAAGGAAGAGGAAGAUGAGAAAAGGAAGGCAGAAGAGAAAAAGAGAUUGGACGAUGAGCAGAAUAAGAGAAAGGAAGAGGAGAAAGGACUCAAAGAAGUGGAAGAGAGAGAAAAGAAAAAGGAGGAGGAGAGAAAAAGAGUCAAAGAAGCAGUGGAGAAAAGAACGAAGGAACAAGAAGAAAAGGAGAGAUUUUUCAAAGAAGAGAGAGAAUGGAUAGAGAGGAAUAAAAAGGAUGAAGAGGAGAAAAGACGUGACAAGGAACAUAGGAGGAAAGAGAUACUUUUAAUUGAGCAGAGGGAGAAGGAAAGGAUGCAGAAGGAGGCGGAAGAAAGACAAAAAAGAGAAGAAGAAAGGCAAAGACAGCUGCAAGAGGAGCAGAGGAGGCUGGCAGCAGAGAAAAAAAUUAAGGAGGAGAAAGAAAAGGAGGAAAGAAAAAUGAAAGAACAAAAGAAGCUUUUGCAGCAGAAGGAAGAGUUGGAGAUAAGAAAGAAGAAAGAGGAAGAGGAAAAGACGAGGAGCAUUCUACUCAGCAUUGUGGAGGACAACAAGUCAGAUGAGGACAAGGAGAAGAUGAAAAUCAUAUCUCCUCUUGGUUUCAAACAAUCCCUCACGGAUAUUGAAGGUGAAAUAAAAAUUCAGCUUCCUGCUCCACGCUUCCCCCCACUGGUGAAAACCAACAUUACAGCCAAACAGCUGCCUGAACAAAUUUCCAUCCAGUCAGACGACAUAAAGAAACGGAGUGAACCAAACUCUGCUUUUAAUGAGUGUCUGAAGAAGCCCUCUGAUACCCAAGAAAAGACAAAAUCUGCCUCAAAUCAUUCUCCACCUGAUAUUCAUUCAGGCCUCACUGUGGAGCUGAAUAAAACACUGGCAUUAGAGGUCUUGACACUUGCGCCACCUCCACAGAGGAUGUCUGAUGCAGAGAAUCCUCUAUGGAAAGCGCUAGAAGGGAGAAGUUGCAAAGAUACAAGUGUACAAAUCUCUGCUGAGGAGGGUGCAAAACCUUUGAGGAGAGGUUCACCCAAAGAAGAAUCCAACAAGUUGGACACUCUGGUGACACUGCAGCACCAAAUAACAGCAGAAGAAAAUUCAGACAUACACUUAAAAUCACCAAAACCCAGCUCAAAACUAGUUCCAGAGGAGCCUAAAGAACCAGUAAGGCUCACCCUACAACCAGCAACUCCUACUAAGCCUUCCCUAAAACCAGCUGGAGAGCAAACAGAUUUUUUGCCCCCAAAACCAAAACGAGAACUGCGGCAGGAGCGAGACCUCCAGCUUUCAGGCAAAAUGCAACAGGAAGGAGAAGAUGAAAAGAAACCCGCUGAAGUUGUUGAUCAGGAGACCCUUGUGAUCAAUGAAGAGCCACUGGGCAAUGCAGAGAACAAACUGUGGGUAGCUGUGGAGGAGAGCACAGCUCAGGCGGGAGUGGAAAGAGGAAUGGAAAGUACUGAAAGUCCUGCAGUAAAGGAGGAGGAAGAGGGUGUAUUAGGGGGCUAUGAGACAAUGGCCUCCAUGCUGCACACAUCUGGAUCAAAUGGUACCAGUCAGGAGCCUUCAGCAGAUAUACCAUGGCCACUUAGAAAUAGGGAAGAACAGCCAUGUUUACAUGAAGGAGAUGCAAAGAUCCUGUGCACCACUGAGCCAGAAAACGAGCCACCGAGCUCUGUCGGUGUGGACAUUUUACCUCCCGUGGCUUUCUCUGACACAGCAGCAAGUCAGAUGAUAGUUGAAGACGAGGUUCAGAAGACUGAAUCAGCUCAGAAACCAGACAACCAGACGCGUGAACUUAGUUUGGUGGCACGUCUGCGACUGGCAGCCAUUGAACAAGAGAAAGAGAGAGAACUAGAGAUGGAGAGACCAGAAAAAAAAGAAAUGGAAAGCUGUAAAGAAACUGAAAGGGAGAAGGAAGAGAAAGAAGAGGCCAAAAGGGAGGGAAAUGAAAAGAAUGAGAAGGAAAGAUCAAAAAGGAUAGAGGCAGAGAAGAAAAAAAUUGAAAGACUAGAGAAAGAAGAGUCCGAGAAGAAAGAAAGAGAAAGACUAAGGAGAGAAGAGGUGGUGAAGAAAGAAAAGGAAAGACUGGAGAGAGAACAGGCAGAUAAGAAAAAGAGGGAAAGACUGGAGCGAGAAGAAGUAGAAAAGAAAGAAAAUCAAAGGCUCAAGACAGAAGAGGCAGAUACGAAAAAGAGGGAAAGACUGAAGCGAGAAGCAGAGAAAAAUGAGAGGGAAAGACUGAAAAGGAUAGAGGCAGAGAAAAAAGAAAGAGAAAGACUAAAGAGAGAAGAGGUGGAGAAGAACAAAAAGGAAAGAUUGGCAAGAGAAGAGGCAGAGAAGAAAGAGGGGGACAUUCUGAAAAAGAUAGAGGCAGAUAAGAAAGAUAAUGAAAAACUAAGGAGAGUAGAGGUAGAGAAGAAAGACAGAGAAAAGUUGGACUUGGAAAAUAAAAGAAUUACAAUUGAAAAAGGGAAGGAAGACAAUAAGAGAAAGCAUUUGAGGCAAAUUACUGAUUCUGAGAAAAAAGAUAAGGAAGAAAAUGUAGAGAUGGAAAAACAGGGAGAAACAUGGGAGAAUAGAGAGCUAAAAACACCUCCUGGUUCUUUAUUUGUUCAAAACAAAGAAAAAGGAAACAAAAGCCCACCAAACAACUUGCCGCCUCUGAAGGAGGCAGAGCUGGAUGAUAUUGCAUAUGACGAUAAACUACAAAGAGGUGACAGGGAACACACAUCUGAUCCCAAACCAGUCAGUACAGUCCCCCCUAAUUCUGCCAGUACAUAUAAGGUGAAUGGCAAUACAUCCAAAGACAGUUCCAGUCUGAGACCAGUCAAGCAGGGUUCAUCCAAACCGAAACAUGAUGCCAUACCAGUGUGGCUGCAAGAAGAGGAAGAGGAGGAAGUAGAGUAUGAAAGGGGACAGGAAGAUAUCGGCUCCAUAUGGCUGACUGAGCUGUAUAUGGAAUGGGAAGCAGGCCCAGGCCAUCCAUCUCCUGCUGUGGCCCAGAAGCCUUCACCAGCCCCCUCCACUAAACAGAGACCUAAUCAGAGCUUUGAUGUGAAGCAGCAAAAUCAACCUCGGUCUGGCGAGACUAACGUUCAGUCUCCUGACCCUCUUUUCAUAUCUCAGAUGAAGGGAACAACAGCAAAAAUUUCAGGCAAACAACCAUUGAAAGAAAAGAGUGAUAUAGUUCUUACUAAAACUGAUAAUAGUCUAAAGGUAACAGAAAUUGUUAAACCUUUGGUGGUGACUGAAACACCUACUGGCAUAAACAUCAGUAACAUAAAUAAGACAAAAAUGCCAUCGCAUUUGCAUGGGAGUCUUGAAUUGAGUUCUGAACAUGACCAGAAGAUCCCCAGUUUAAGCAAUAAUCUGUUCAAAGAGCAGCAGCUCCAAGAGGAGGAAAGACGUUUACUGGCUAAGAUUCGGCAGAUGUCAGGCGACACAUCCCAUGUUAAUGGGCCUCGUGCCAUGAAACGACUCAUUCCCACUCCUGGUGAUAUUGACAGCGAUGCUACAGAGAGAGGAAGCCAUGUAAACAACCCCACUGACAUUACCGAUCACAGUCAGCUCUCAGUUAUUACCUGCUCUGAUGCUCUGCAGAAAAUAAGACUACAUGAGACAGAAGAGCCUCUUGGAGAGGACGAAGUGAAAAACUGCAAGAACGCAGGCCUACCUGAUGGUGGACCAGAGAAACAAUCAUCUCAGUCCAAAGACACCUCCAGUACAUUUACUAUUGUUUCCUCACAUCAGUGUGAGAUUAAGAAUUCUCGCCUUCCGACAUUACCAGAGGAAGAAUCCACCGAGCUCAGGACCACUGAUCCAGUGCCAGUGGUCACAGAGGAGGUUGAUUUGAAGGAUGACACUGAGGACCUUGUAAACUCCAGCCAGUCAUUGCUCCAGUGGUGUCAGAGCAUCACCAACAAGUACCAGGGUGUAAAGGUCACAAACUUCAGCACGUCCUGGAGAAAUGGCCUGGCCUUCUGUGCCAUACUGCAUCACUUUCAUCCAGACAAAAUAGAUUUUGACAGCCUGGAUUCUCAUGACAUCAAGUUAAACAAUAAGAAGGCAUUCAACGGUUUUGAGGCGCUGGGGAUCUCUCGUCUGCUCGAGCCAUCCGACAUGGUUCUCCUGUCCGUCCCUGACCGACUCAUCGUUAUGACGUACCUCAGCCAAAUCCGCUCACAUUUCACCAACCAGGAGCUAAGCGUACUGCAGAUCGAGCACAACAGCAGUCAGUCCAGUUACGGGCUCGCUCCCUCCGGUCCCGCUCCCACCAACGUCGAUGCUGCGGCCUUCUGCAUGGCCAGGCUGAACGAAGGUGUGAGUCUGGAGGAAGGAGGGAGCAACACCCUGGUGCUGCCGCCACCAAGAACCAAACGUGCUGUUAAAGUGGAAGAGACAAGAAUCCCAGUCCCACCCCCAAGAUCGAUUACCAAAGCUGCCAAAUCUGAACAGGAUGAAGAUGUUAAAUCUGCCACUGAAAACGCUAAUAACUCAGAGCUGCAGAAUGCAGCUGAUACCCAGCCCCCUAAACAAGAAGAAACAAUGUACCUGCAGGACACCAGUCAGUAUGUCUUGAGCGAACUGGCGGUGCUGGAGACGGAGCAGAAGCACAUCGACAGCAGAGCGGCGGUUGUGGAGAGAUGCCUGCGAAGCCUCAUGGAAACAGGGAGUGAUCGUGAUGAAGAGGAGAGGUUGAUACAGGAAUGGUUCACUUUGGUGAACAAGAAGAAUGCUCUGAUACGCCGACAGGAUCACCUCGAAUUAUUACAAGAGGAGCAGGAUCUAGAGAGGAGAUUUGAGCUUCUCACCAGAGAACUUCGCGUCAUGAUGGCUAUAGAAGACUGGCAAAAGACAUCCACUCAGCAGCAAAGGGAGCAGCUGCUCCUCCAGGAGCUGGUGUCACUGGUCAACCAGCGGGAUGAGAUCAUCAGAGAUAUCGAUGACAAAGAGAAACGUGCUCGGGAGGAGGACGAGCGGCUGGAACGAGGUCUGGAGAUGAGGAGGAGGAAACUUAGCAAUAAGGACAAAUGUGUGUUACAGUGAAAAGAGCGAACACAAACUGCUUGUGUACCCGAAUCCCAAAAUCUCAACAAAGCACUUUCUUUAAUUAUUUUAAAAAUAGAGAACAGAAAGAUAUCUGUCAGAACUUUAGGGAUUUCAAGUGCCAACCCCCACCCACCACCCACCCCCGGAAAUGUGCUGUUAGUCUAAAGCUGGGAAAUGUGUGUUAUCUGACCAUAAUGUGUGUUUUAGUAGUUUUAUGUUAAUUCAUUUCAUCAAUUUUUAUAUUUAUUCAAAUGUGUGUCAUUUUGUCUUACAUUUUUUGCACAAAUGGUGUUUUUCAUGUGUUGUGUCUUUCUUGAUAUUUUACAAAAAAAAAAAAAAAGAAUGAAUUAGUAUGUCCAAACAUUUCAGAAAAUAGUAUAUCUUGUAAUUAUUUGAGCUGGACUCAACCCAACAAGGCUGUCAGUGCAGAAUGCAUAUUUACUGUCUAAUAAACCUAAAGGCAGUCUCACUGAUGCUCAAAGUGGUAACACAUCUUAAAAUGUAUCUUUUAAUGUUGGACCCUGGUGACUUGACUCACCCAUGGCUCCUUCGGAGCGGCUGUUCCCAUCUUCUUGGCAGGCAGAAGUUAAAAUGUUUUGGCAUUUCUGCAUAGUUUGAGGAAUGCGUGCAUGCUUUUUUGACGUGUGCAGAUAAAACGGUACCUAUCACUCAGCGUGUAGGAUUCCAGAUAUCGCUCUCCAUAUUUAUGACUGUUUUGUUCAUGAAUGACAAAUAAAAUGAGGCAUAAGAAAAA